UUUAACAGGCGCAGUUCGGCAGUUUCAGAAGAGUGUUUCACAGUCGAAAUGUAUCCAGUUAUCAAGGUUAUUGUUGUACUGUUCAGUUUAAAGUACUUCGUUACCGGAGAAUACUCUCGAGGAACAAGUAAAAUUGGAAGCUCAUCUUCAAGAGCGGCAAGAAAAUUAGUGAAUGUUGCGUACAUGAAGUGUUUUGAUGAGGUUCCAAAUUACGUGAAAGCUACUGUGAAGCCGAGUGACUCGUCUCUACCACAUCAGUUCAACCUUACUGUCAAACGAGUGGAGAAAUAUAGUUUCUUGGUUGAAAUAUUGCGCACAGAUCUCGACUCUGGAUGGGAAGAAUUAUCACUCACAGUACAUUGGACAGCAGUAAUGAAAGCGAGGUAAUUGAUAUAUUACAUGAAUGUAACUUGCUUUAUCCUCGCGAACGACAGUC
Molecule: messenger RNA, 436 nt
Organism: Ciona intestinalis (vase tunicate)
Lineage: Eukaryota; Metazoa; Chordata; Ascidiacea; Phlebobranchia; Cionidae
Source: RefSeq, a predicted model, not a curated record